This is a messenger RNA of Lizanozyma spartinae, 4380 nucleotides long. RefSeq names its product Ras family guanine nucleotide exchange factor (gene CSC25). Bases 1 to 4380 code for a protein of 1459 amino acids. The transcript has a single exon. Gene Ontology annotation, cellular component: plasma membrane. The record is from RefSeq and is a predicted model, not a curated record. Lineage: Eukaryota; Fungi; Ascomycota; Pichiomycetes; Serinales; Debaryomycetaceae. Gene Ontology annotation, molecular function: guanyl-nucleotide exchange factor activity; protein binding. Gene Ontology annotation, biological process: Ras protein signal transduction; positive regulation of GTPase activity.
AUGGAAGAAGUGGCGCCUGAUUUCAUGCCCUCUCUGGGUUCAAAAGAUUCAUUUGAAGAUUCACCAUUAACUCUGAAACCAAAGUUGGCGUCAAAUGUAAAAUAUUUAGAUACAGUUAUUGCCCUUUAUGAUUUCCCCGGUACUCAAACUACACAUCUUCCAUUAAAUCUCGGUGAUACUGUUUAUGUGCUCUCCAAAUCUGCCACUGGCUGGUGGGACGGAGUGGUUGUUGACUUAGAUGGCCAAGUUUUAAGAGGUUGGUUCCCACUGACAUAUGUCCGUUCGGUCAAUUAUGUACAGCCAGUGAUCAAAGAGUUGAAAUCUCAUAAAGAAUGGGAUUCAUUAACAGCACAAAAUACUGCUGCUAAUGUAGUGAUGCCUAGUUACGCUAGUCUUUUACAAAAAUCAAUUAUGGAUACAAACUCCAAUACCCCUACCAAUUCCACCAGAAAGAAUUCCGUGGUCAGUUUUGCAAGUUCUGAAAACUCAUUGGUUAUGUCGAAUGCAAACAAUACUACUUCUCACGAUAGUACAACUUCUAACAAGGCUCCUUGGGCUUCAGUGUCGUUGGUUGCAUCACCAAAUGUUCAACAUAAUUCACUGGUAGUUUCACAAGGAACUAUAACAACAGGAGGAGAUCUGAUUGCAUUAGAUGAAAGACAAAUUAUAAUGACCCCAACUAAUGAAGUUGAAAAAGUUGCCAAUGAAUACAUCAAACGAACUGGGAAAUUGAUAACGUAUGUUUCCAAAUAUACUACAAGUGGUAACUUGGUUUAUUAUAAUGAACAAUUGAAUUUGUAUUGUGAUUCAUUGCCUAUGUUACUGUUAAGAAUCUCAUUAUCAUCAUCUCAUAACGAUUUAGGAAGCUCUCCCAAGGGUGCUCGUUCACUUCAUCAUUCUCAUUCGAAAUUCCCAGGAGUGAAGGCAGAUGAUAUUGAUUUACCAUCGUAUGAAGCAUUACAGAAUACGGAAGUCAUUCCAACUGGUUCAAUUUCCGAUAUAGAAGUAAUCACAAACGAUAGUUCCUUCUUCAACACCAAUGGGAAUAGGCAAGUAAGUCAGGGAUCAAUGAAAAGAGAUUCUACAAUGUCUUCAUUACACAGCAACUCAUCCGCGUUGUAUCAUCAUUUUCUGCAGCCUUUAUUUGCAUUGGAUUCAAUGUUCUACAAACAUGCAUCAGAUGUUUCCACCUGGACAGAAUUAAAAGAUCAAGCAAAUUAUUUGUUAGAUUUACUUCAAAAGACAAUCAAGGACAAGAAUAAAAUAUUGUUCAACACUCACUACACAAGUUUGAAUAAAAUCCUUUCACUAGUAUUGAAUGCAUCAAGAUUGAUUCAAGAUGACUUUCGAGAAACCAAAUAUGAUAAAGCCAUUAGAUGUAAGUUGAAACGAUUAUUAACCAGUUUUGCUCAAAUUUAUGUCAAUGGAAUUUUACAUUUAAGUGUUAUGCAUUUCAAUCCUGAAACCAGUGACGCCCCAAUGUUCUCUGUGGAUUUAUUUAAAUUAAAUAAAUCAACAGGAAUUGAUUCGAAUCAUCUGUCAAUUGCAACUGACUUAACAAAGAGUACCAGAGAGGAUAAUUUAAGGAAUUCAGUUGUAACUCCUCCUCCAGCAGUAAUUGAGAAGGAGUCACCAAGCUACGUUGAAUUGAUUGAUUGGACAAUCGAUACCUUCAAGCAUAAUUUGAAUUCAUUGAUACGGAUCUUUCUUCGUCUUUCUCGAGAUAAAAAAAUCAAACAGUCCUACUAUGAUGGUUCGGAUAUGAAUGAGAGUGAAGGUGAUUCUCACCCUUUUAAAUAUGGAAAUAGGCAGUCAGGAAGUACAAGACUUAGUCUGUCUGCAGAAGUAAGUCUGGUAUCCAGAAUUGAUACCAAUGAAAGUAUGGAAGAAGGAGGAGUACAUCAUCCUUAUGCAGAAAAUGUUUCCAGGAACCCAACAAAGGAGAACAAAAAUAUUGAAGACGAUGACGAUUCUGUGGACAGAUAUAAUCUUUUACCCCAACUUUACCCUAGAUUCAUCAAGAAUGAAUUCAAUGGUGGUAAUUGGUGCAAUCCAUUCUUUUCAAGUACUAAUCCCAAUCUCAAUGCCAGUGGGAAUGAGUUAAAGAAUCGAUUUCAUUCAAAAAUUAUUAUUGACAAUUCAGCGUAUGAAAUCGUUCGGAAUACAAGCAAUGAAAUCAUAACUCUUGUGUCUGAAAUCAACAAGUACUUAGACCCAUCUGUUCAGCACAUGUAUUUCAACAGUGAGCUUAAGAAUGAAAGAAACACCCAUAUUCUCAAAUUGGUUUAUAAGAUUCUCCAUCAUGCAAGUUCCAUGGUGGAUACUAUUGAAUCCUUUGAUUUCACUGUGUUCUGUUUGAUAAGAAAAUAUAAUGAACGACCAAAACCGAAAACCACUACCACCACCCAAGAUCCAAUUAUACCAAGUUUUGAUACUUCUCUUACUUCUGAACCGUUAACUAAUUCACCUUCACCCGUGGGCACGCCGGUUAAUACUCCUAUUGAUACCCUUAAGCGUGGAGAUAGUGGAGGUAAUUUAAGUACAACUGCUAGUACCAGUACAGAGAACAUCUCUAGAGCAUAUGAAAGUUUCAAAAGUAAUCUCACGUUUGAUUACCCUGUCGUCUUAGAAUUUUUCCAAUUGAAACAGGAAUUGCAUAAUUUACUUUCUAGUGUUGUGUUGAACACCCAAUCUAUUACUCUUAAUGAUCCUGAGGUAUUCAAAGGCAUGAAGGAAGAAGAACCACUUUAUUAUUACCGAGAAGCUCAAAGAAUACCCCUGGAAAGAUCUGCAAUUAUUUUACUGAAUAUAUUGGUGCAACAACUGAAAGCUCAGGCAGGAAACCAUAUAAAUUUGGAAUCUGAUGCAGUUAUGAAUGAAACAUUGAAUGAGGUGGUACAAUUUACUGAUGUCUUGUUAAGAGCUAUUAAAUCAUUAAUUGAAGAAAGAGAGCUGAUUCUUAAUUAUGCCACAAGAGUGAUGCAUGAUGAUUUCAACGUUCAAUUGCUUUUAACAGAGAUGAAUAACACCAAUGCUGCUGACAAAGUUGCGGAGGAUAAUUCUUACUAUCAAGGACAGAAGAAAGGCGAUGAUGUUCCAUGGUAUUUGGAAGGAGAUGAAGAGUACGAUUUACUUUUCGACAUUAAAGGUAAUAUUAAAGGUGGUACUAAGGAAGCACUUGUGGCUCACUUAACUCAUCAUCAAUCCAUUGACACUAGUUUCAAUAGUGCCUUUUUAUUUACUUUUGCUACAAUGAUGCCACUUAGUGAAUUAAUCCAACUUCUUAUCAAUCGUUUCAAUCUUGAAGCUCCUGAAGGUUUAAGUUACGAUGAAUUCAAUGCUUGGUCCACUAAAAAGCAAGGACCUAUCAGACUUCGAGUGAUGAAUAUCAUGAAAUCAUUAUUAGAGAAGCAUUGGCUGAAAUCAUAUCAUAAUGAAGGCUUGUUACGUCGUUGGUUGGCCUUUUGUGAAUCUCCGGCUGUUCGGUCAUAUUCUGUGGGGAAGACAAUUUCCAAUGAUAUCGAGAGGGUAUUGCGUGGUGAAGUCGUUUGCGUUGAACGUGAACCUGUAUUGAAUGCCAAUGUUAAGCCACCUGCUCCUUUAAUAAAGGAGAAGGCGCUUAAGAAGUUGAAAUUAUUGGAUAUCGAUUACAUUGAGUUGGCUAGACAAUUAACCUUAAGAGAAUUCAAAACUUAUAGCAAGAUCACGAAAUUCCAUUUAACUGCAAAGAUUUGGGGUAAGAAGUCCGGAUUACCCCUUGAAGGAUUUGAACCCAUAACCAUGUUUAUUAAGGGACUGAACCAAUUAACCAACUUUGUUUCCUUUAUGAUUUUAAGGAAGUCAGAUUUAAAAAGAAGAGUUCAAAUUAUUCGAUACUUUAUUCUUGUUGCUGAAAAAUGUCGCUCUUUUAACAACUUUUCAUCGAUGACGGCCAUCAUAUCUGCGUUAUCUUCUUCACCUGUGCAUCGGUUAAAGAAAACAUGGAAGUUGGUAUCACCCGAUUUCAUUGCUAAAUUAAACAGCAUGAACACUUUAAUGAAUUCAUCCAGAAAUUUCAAUGAGUAUCGUGAUAUGUUGAAAUUCAUUGGUAGUGAUAGUUGUGUUCCAUUUUUCGGUGUCUACUUGAGUGAUUUGACAUUUGUAUAUCAUGGGAACCCAGAUUACUUGAUGAACAGAACAAGAAUCUUGAAUUUCGGGAAACGAUUCAAAACCUAUGAAAUCAUUAGUGGUAUCGACAGGUUUAAGAUUGUUGGUUAUAACCUUGUGGAAGUAAAUGAGAUACAAAAGUACUUGGACGUUUGGUUUGCAAAUUGUCCUGGGAAUGAGGAACAAUACGAAAUGUCGUUAGAAUUAGAACCUCGGGAAAAUUCAAAACGGUGA